CAGCACAUGUUGUUACUACUAAACCUUCUAUUACGUUAAUGUCAUAUGAUCAGUUUGUGAAUUCGUAUUGAAUUUAAGGGAGUGUCUGAAUUUUUACUUAGAAUUUUAGAUAUCCUUUAAAAUAAAAAUGUUAAAAUUAUUUUUGUGUUUUAUAACUGCGUUAGUUACAGUUACAGCAAAUGGGGAUUUUGUAGUUUUACAUAGUCCAAAUAGUGUUUUAUUCAAUGGAAAUGAAGAAGUGGAACAAAGUUUACUAAAAGAAGUAUUAGCUGCUGCUUUAGGUUUCACUGUCAAACUGAGAGGAAUAUGGAAUGGCAUUUCUAUUACUGAUCCAUUCAGACUUCCAGAAGCUGUCGUUGUAGUAGCAAUAGAAGGAGUGGAUUCUUUAGAUAUACCAAAAGGAAAAAGAUUUCCAUUAAAUGUUAAUGAAGUUGAAGAAACUACAUGGCAAGCUCUUAGAGAACGUCUUGAAGAGAGAGAUAAUGAUAAUACUUUAGUAAGAAUAUCUUUAGGUGAUGGAUUAGAUGCUCUAGGACAAUCUGCACUUGGAGAAUUAAAACCUACUCCUAUUGAUGAAACAUCUUUAAGAGCCUUAAGUUUAAGCAAGGAAGAAGAUAAAAAGUUUUUGGAAGAAGUUCAGUUACUUCAUGCUAUUGCUAAAAAAGCACCUUCAGCAAUUAAACCAGAUUCAAAGUCUGAUAUUUAUUGGCUUGUUAUAUCUGGUUUGCGACCUAUUUUUGAUGCUUAUGGAAGCAAUUCGACUACUUCUAGAGAAGCUUUAUCAUUAUUGAAUAAUGCUUUAAAUGUUAUUCAUGAUGCAUUUAUUCAAGCUUAUGAUGGUCAGGUACUAAUUGUGGCGUUUACAAAUGAUGCAAGUAAAGUACAUCAUAUCCGUUCAGUAACUCUAGAAAGGCAAAAACGGGAUACUUCAGAUACGGCUAAUAAAACUAAAAAUAUAGAAUCUAUUGGAAGAAAUCUAAAAGAAGAAAUAUGGCUCAAUAAUACAAAAUUUAAUAACAACAAUAAUAAUAAUUAUAAUAAUAACAAUAAUAAUGUAAAAAAGCAAGAUGAGCAACCAGAAAACAGAAAGACAGAAGGAGAAGAGGAUUUAAAAACUAAUAACACUAACAUAUCCUCCGAUGAAACGAACAAUUCUACUGCAAAUAAUGAUAAUUCUGAUCAUAAUGGAAACAAUGAAAAUCAGGAUUUGACUAAUAAGGAGCAUAAAAUAUAUUCCAACACACAAAAUAUAGGACAGGUAUAUAAUCUUUCAAAAAAAUAUUCAGAAGAUUAUCCUGUCAUCUUUAAUAUAUUCUUAUGGUUUGGAGUUGUUUUUGUCUUUUCACUUCUUGCUAUUUGCAUUGCCAUUUCACAAAUGGAUCCAGGACGAGAUUCUAUAAUAUAUAGAAUGACUUCUAAUCGUAUGAAGAAAGACAAUUAAAUGUAAAUACAAAUUAAUAUUACUCAAGUAAAAAAUGUUCUUCAUUCUCAUAUAAUGCACUUUAUUUUACCAGUUUUAUUUAUAAAAUAUUAAAAUUCCAUCUUAGAUCAUUGAAGUGAUCUUUUUUUAUAUGUAGAAAUAUAAUGAAUCAUUAUCGUAUAUAAAGUACUUGUAAACAAUCAAUCAUUUAUCAAUCGUAAAACAUAAUGUAAAAAAUUACUUACUUUAUUUUUUUGUUAAAUAUUAUAUAGAAUAAUUAAAUAACUGAAAUUGUAUCUAUAUACUUAUAACAAUAUAUAUAAAAAUGUUCACAUUAGAUUAAAUCUGUUAUAAGCGAGUA
Messenger RNA from Apis florea (little honeybee), 1781 nucleotides. It is a transcript of the gene ATP6AP2, whose product is annotated as ATPase H(+)-transporting accessory protein 2. Gene Ontology annotation, biological process: positive regulation of Wnt signaling pathway. Gene Ontology annotation, cellular component: external side of plasma membrane; membrane. The record is from RefSeq and is a predicted model, not a curated record. Lineage: Eukaryota; Metazoa; Arthropoda; Insecta; Hymenoptera; Apidae. Gene Ontology annotation, molecular function: signaling receptor activity.